AUGAGGGCUUUCAACUUUAUUCUACCUGUGGUGGCAAUAUUGACAAUUGCUCAAUUGGUGGAUGCUAACACAAAUGUGGUAUCUACUACCACUUCCACGAAGCCGAGUACUAGAAUACAUGUUCAUCAUAUGCAUAGAGCUUCUCCUACGUCGGGAGGUGGUGCCACCUUAGUGACGAAAGGCCCACAGACAACAAGUAUGAUAGCUGAGAAGAGGGAUGAUAUGCCUACCAUUUCAGAGUCAGAAUCUCAGUCGUAUUCUUACAGUUUAGCUAUACCAAAUGCUAGCAAGACAUCGAAUUCAAGAAAGGAUCCAUAUAUCUAUAGGUCUAGCUUGCCAGAAAACUUAGUAUUCAUAGUGGUGGGUGCUAUCAUCCUCUUCAUAUUGUUGUGUUUUAUUGGUUACAGAAUUACAGCCUACAUACUAUCGAACAAAAGGGCAAAAGCUGAUAGAGAAGUUUAUUACAACUUUGGAUACAAUCCGGGAAGUGGUGCUUUCGGCAGCGAGAGUUCCAAUUCCUCGAUGCUCGAAAAAUCGUCGCUCGGCUCCGUGUCAAGUCUCCAUAUGUUGUCCCGACACAAUUCUCUCCUUCAGUUACAACAUGAAACUGACAACAUCACAUUAUCCAAUUCGCAACAAGGCAGGUCCUAUAGAAAUGCUGUGAGCGACAACAAAGCCAACAGAGGUUCUAUGUUCAUCAGUCCAGUACUAGAACUUAUGAACACAAAAUCCAACUCUCAAUUGGAAUUACCACUCUAUCAUAAAAACGCUUCUCAAACGUUUAACAACAGUCUGGCAUCGCUUAUACGGAAUCUGGAAAUGAUGGAUUCUCCAGUAAAUGAUUUCCACCCAAAUAUGAACCACAGCAAUGCUUCGUUCAAUGAUUUGCAGCUGGUGCAAACGCAAUUGCAAACCCAGCACCCACAAUCGAAGCUCAAGAGACCACCAUCCAUGGUAUUGGAUAAUUUAAUUAACUAA
This is a messenger RNA of Debaryomyces fabryi, 978 nucleotides long. Its product is annotated as pheromone-regulated protein. Gene Ontology annotation, cellular component: fungal-type vacuole; cellular bud neck. The record is from RefSeq and is a predicted model, not a curated record. NCBI's taxonomy places the organism in Eukaryota, Fungi, Ascomycota, Pichiomycetes, Serinales, Debaryomycetaceae. The transcript has a single exon. Bases 1 to 978 code for a protein of 325 amino acids.